AUGGCGCGCUCAGUAGCUGAUGCAUCCGUCAUCUUGUCCGUCAUCGCCGGCCGUGAUCCGCUCGAUAACUUUACUCUCGCGCAACUCGCGCAUGUAACGGACUUCACGAAAGCGCUCGUCUCGAAUGGCCUGCGAGGCGUGCGACUGUGUGUCCCGCACCUAUCCGGCAGCGAUGAUCCGAACAUCAUGGCAGCCUAUAACCUCCCUGACGCCGAGGAGCUCCCGGGGAGCAACAACGAGACGAUCGUGCUUAACAUCGACUUCAAGGUUGACGUCAAGAACUACAUUGAUGGUCUACUUGAGGUGCCCACGAACGUUGCCGAUCUUGCGAACCUCAUUGCCUUCAACUUCGCACAUGCUAGCGAGGCGCUCGUACCGCUCUUCUCCACAGAUCAGUCUGAGUAUGUUCUUUGCACCGCGUUCUUUGCUGCUCUUGCCGCAGACGCCGAUCUGGGGCGUACGCGAUGCAUAGACGAAGCGCUCAAGAAGUUCAACCUCGACGCCAUCUUGCUUCCUACGGAUGUUACCGUUCCACUUGGAUUCCAGCCUGACAAUGUCACUGCAUCCGCAGUCAACUCGGUCAUCGAGCGCGCACCAGGGCUUUCGUUUGGUCUUGCGUUCAGCAAGUUCGAGUUGAUCACCUACGCUUUCGCGUACGAGCAGGCCACACGUACGCGCCUCAAUCGUCUUGCAUUCCCUGCAACCGUCCCCAAGGCGCAACUGGUGGACGUUAUGUAG
Peniophora sp. CBMAI 1063 is the source of this 738-nucleotide messenger RNA. NCBI's taxonomy places the organism in Eukaryota, Fungi, Basidiomycota, Agaricomycetes, Russulales, Peniophoraceae. The record is from the annotation of a GenBank genome assembly.